This is a messenger RNA of Ilyonectria robusta, 1866 nucleotides long. RefSeq lists its product as uncharacterized. The coding region runs from base 365 to 1792 and encodes 475 amino acids. The transcript has a single exon. The record is from RefSeq and is a predicted model, not a curated record. NCBI's taxonomy places the organism in Eukaryota, Fungi, Ascomycota, Sordariomycetes, Hypocreales, Nectriaceae. Gene Ontology annotation, molecular function: flavin adenine dinucleotide binding; oxidoreductase activity, acting on CH-OH group of donors.
GGCCGGCCACAAGACUCUCCUGAUCGAAGCCGGCGACGACUACAACAGCGUCAACUACACCGUCCCCGCCUACUCGGCCAAUGCGUCCGAGGACCCGGAGAUCUCCUGGAACUUCUUCGUGCAGCACUACGCCGAUGACGAGCGACAGGCCCGCGACUACAAGGCCACCUACGACACCCCUGAUGGCGAGUAUACGGGUCUCAACCCGCCUGCCGACGCGACACUCAAGGGAACCUUGUACCCGCGUACACAGGCUCUGGGAGGUUGCACAGCUCACAACGCACUGAUUGCUGUGUACCCUCACCAGUCCGACUUUGAGUACAUCGCAUCACUCACCGGCGAUGACUCGUGGUCAGCCGAGAACAUGCGCAAGUACUUUGUCAAGGCGGAGGAGAACCGAUACCUGGCCGCAGGAGCCGAGGGCCACGGUUACGAUGGCUGGCUGAGCACCGAGACGGCUCCUCUCAGCAUCCCUCUUGGUGACUCCCAGCUCUUCACAAUCCUGGGUGGAGCUACCGUCGCUCUGACCGAGGCUUCCGGCACCAACAUCACUCUGGAUGGCCUCAUUUCUGGUGACGCCAACGCCGACACCCUGACUCGUGACCAGGAGGCUGGCUACUACCAGAUCCCCUUGUCGUCUCGCGAAGCCAGCCGUAUCGGACCCCGUGAGCUCAUCCUCUCUGUCCGCGAUGCUACCUUCAGCAAUGGCACCAAGAAGUAUCCUCUCGAUGUCCGAACCAACUGCUACGUGUCAAAGGUGACCUUUGAUGAUUCCACACCGCCCCGUGCUACCGGCGUUGAGUUCCUCGACGGCAAGCAUCUGUACUCGGCCAGCCCAUUGUCUACUGGUGCCGCCGGCGAGCCUGGAAGCGCCACUGCAUCCCGCGAAGUCAUUGUUGCUGGCGGCGUUUACAACACUCCUCAGAUCCUCAAGCUCAGCGGCAUUGGCCCUGCUGAGGAGUUGGAGAAGUUCAACAUCUCCGUCAUUGUCGAUCUCCCCGGUGUUGGCACCAACCUCCAGGACCACUAUGAAAUCACCGUCCAAGGAAACACCCCUGAGAACUUCACGGCAUUUGAUGGCUGCACAUUCAGCCUCUACACCGACGAGGAUCCUUGCCUUGACCGCUGGAGAGCCCCUGUUGACGGCGACCACGGCAUCUACUCUUCUUCCGGCCUAGCUGCCGCCAUGUUCUACAAGAGCAGCGCUGCGGCUCAAGACAAUUUCGACAUCUUCGCUUUCGGCGGACCUGUCAACUUCCGAGGAUACUUCCCCGGGUAUGCUGUUAACGCGACCAUCAACCACGACUUCUUCUCCUGGGCCAUUCUCAAGGCCCACCCGCGUAACACUGCUGGUGAGGUCGUCCUUCGCUCGGCUGACCCUCUCGACAUGCCCAAGAUCACUUUCAACUAUUUCGACACUGGCAGCGGCGACUCAUCCCUUGAUCUCCAGGCCCUGUACGAGGCUGUCGAGCUUACCCGCAAUGCCUUUGCCAGCCAAACCGUCAACAUCACCGAGACCCUGCCCGGUGCCGAUGUGACUUCUCAGGCGGACAUCGAGACUUACAUCAAGAACACUGCCUGGGGCCACCACGCUUCGUCGACUUGCCCCAUUGGCACUGAUGACGACCCGAUGGCUGUUCUCGACUCCAACUUCCGCGUCCGUGGUGUCGAUGGCCUGCGCGUCGUUGAUGCGUCCGUGUAUCCUCGCAUUCCCGGUACCUUCACCGCUGUGUCUACCUACAUGGCCGCUGAGAAGGCUGCCGACGUCAUUCUGAGUGCGUUGGAGGAAUAGAGUGAGAGGAUGAGGGUUUUGUGGCCAAUAAUGAGGCCGGGGAGAGUUAGCUGUAAUGAGAGGCUGCGUUCAAU